UUUCCGGUGACGUAACGCUAGCUCCCGAUGCUACACGCGGGAAACAGGCGAAGCACCGCAUCACAUUGACACUCAUCGUUUACCGCCUGUAGCCGAGAUGGGAGACACACUGGAGUUCAAUGAGAUUUACCAGGAGGUGAAAGGCUCCUGGAACGAUGGCCGUCUGCGAUUCAGCAAACAGAAUGUAGUGUAUAAAAGCAGUAAGACAGGAAAGGUGGACAGCAUCCCAGCUGGUGAACUCAACAUGGCCCAGUGGAGACGGGUGUGUUUGGGUCACGGCAUCAAACUGGGCACCAGUACAGGGCAUAUCUACAAGUAUGAUGGCUUCAGGGACACGGACUUUGAGAAGAUCUCUGAGUUUUUUAAGACUAACUACAAAGUGGAGCUGGCAGAGAAGGACAUGUGUGUGAAGGGAUGGAACUGGGGAACAGCCAAGUUUUCAGGACCACUGUUAUCCUUUGACAUCAAUGACAACACAGCGUUCGAGAUCCCUUUGUCCAACGUGUCCCAAUGCGCCACAGGGAAGAAUGAAGUCACCCUGGAGUUUCACCAGAACGAUGACACCGAGGUCUCCCUCAUGGAGGUUCGAUUCUAUGUCCCGCCCAGCCAGUCCGAUGAACGACAAGACCCUGUGGAGGCGUUUGCCCAGAAUGUUUUGUCUAAGGCUGAUGUGAUCCAGGCCACAGGAGACGCCGUUUGCAUCUUCAAAGAGCUGCAGUGUCUUACACCCAGAGGAAGAUAUGAUAUCCGCAUUUACCCGACCUUCCUUCACCUCCACGGUAAGACGUUCGACUACAAAAUUCCUUACACCACUGUCCUCCGUCUGUUCCUGCUGCCACACAAAGACCAGAGGCAGAUGUUCUUUGUGAUUAGUCUGGAUCCUCCUAUUAAACAGGGUCAGACACGUUAUCACUUCCUCAUCCUGCUUUUCUCCAAGGAGGAGGACAUCAACCUUACCCUCAACAUGAGCGAGGAAGAUGUGGAGCGACGAUUUGAGGGCAAACUCAGUAAGAACAUGUCAGGGUCUCUUUACGAGAUGGUCAGCAGGGUGAUGAAGGCUCUGGUCAACCGUAAAAUCACAGUGCCCGGAAACUUCCAGGGCCACUCUGGUGCUCAGUGCAUCACCUGCUCCUACAAAGCAUCCUCUGGCCUCCUGUAUCCUUUGGAGAGAGGAUUUAUUUAUGUGCACAAGCCCCCUGUGCACCUACGUUUUGAGGAAAUCUCCUGUGUGAACUUUGCCCGAGGCACCACCACAACUCGUUCCUUCGACUUUGAGAUCGAGACCAAGCAGGGAAACCAGUAUACCUUCAGCAGCAUCGAGCGAGAAGAGUACGGCAAACUGUUCGACUUUGUUAACGCCAAGAAGCUCAACAUAAAGAACAGAGGUUUCAAAGAGAAAAAGGGCAUGAAGGGUAAGAUCGACGAAUACAGCGACUCGGACGAUGACCAACAUGACGCUUACCUGGAGAGGAUGAAGGCUGAGGGCAAGAUCAGGGAGGAGGGCAACGACAGCGACGAUUCUGAUGGAGGAAGCGAUGAAUCAUUCAACCCUGGAGAAGAAGAUGACGAUAUCGCUGAAGAGUAUGACAGCAAUGCUUCAGCUUCAGACAGCAGCGAUGAAGGCAGUGAAAGUGAAGACGAGAGCGCAAAGAAAAAGAAAGCCAAGAAAGCCAAAGUAGUGAAAGAGAAAAAAGAAAAGAAGCCACGCAAAGAGAAGAAACAGAAGGACACUGGUGGCCCCAAGAGACCAAUGAGCGCCUACAUGCUUUGGCUCAAUUCAAGCCGUGAGCGAAUUAAGGCAGACAACCCAGGCAUCUCCAUCACAGAGAUCUCCAAGAAGGCUGGGGAGAUGUGGAGGCAGCUGGGAAAAGACGAGAAGGAGGAGUGGGAAACAAAAGCUGGAGAGGCCAAGAGGCAGUAUGACAAACUCAAGAAGGAGUACAAAGAGAGCGGUGGUGGAUCGACCUCUAGUUCUAAGAAGGAAAGCAAGAAAGGAGGUAAGAGGGAGGAGAAGAAGAGGAAGUCCACCGGUGGAGACAAGGACAGGGAGCGAGGAGGCAACGACAGCUUCAAGAGCCGAGAGUUCAUCGAGACCAGCGAGGAGAGUUCAUCAGACUCCGACCACAAGAGCAGUUCUAAGAGGAAGAAGAAGGAAUCAGAAGAUGAGGAGGAAGAGGAGGCUGUGUCCACACCCGCCAGCUCGGAGGAAGAAUCUGACUAAACACGCUCACCAUGAACAUAAGCCAAGGACCAAGCGUUUAUACUCUGUGUUGAUAUCACAUCAACGGACUGACGAACACAUCAGCAGACUGGAGUUGUAUUUUUUUUUUUUCUUCAACAUGAUUUGGUUUCAACUCACAUCUGAAGCUCAUGUAAUAUUUGAUAUAAUGAUGUACUGGUGAAGUCCCAUUGUUUUAUUGAUUUCUCCUUUCGUCCUGAAAAAGGUGGUUGUAGUUUUGUAGCUGAAGCUCAUGGAAUUUGUUAGAGGGAGAGGAACAAAUGCAAAGUGAUUCUGUUCUUUCUCUGUAGAAAACUGAAAAAAAUAACAGUUUAAUGAAUUUUGUGUUUUGUCAUGUUGUCAGGCUGAAAUAAAUCUGUUUUUAAAAA
Messenger RNA from Sphaeramia orbicularis (orbiculate cardinalfish), 2607 nucleotides. It is a transcript of the gene ssrp1a, whose product is annotated as structure specific recognition protein 1a. Gene Ontology annotation, biological process: regulation of chromatin organization. The record is from RefSeq and is a predicted model, not a curated record. Gene Ontology annotation, molecular function: histone binding; DNA binding; nucleosome binding. Lineage: Eukaryota; Metazoa; Chordata; Actinopteri; Kurtiformes; Apogonidae. The transcript is spliced from 19 exons. Gene Ontology annotation, cellular component: FACT complex; nucleus. The coding region runs from base 98 to 2221 and encodes 707 amino acids.